Molecule: messenger RNA, 3556 nt
Organism: Thunnus maccoyii (southern bluefin tuna)
Lineage: Eukaryota; Metazoa; Chordata; Actinopteri; Scombriformes; Scombridae
Gene: hhipl1
Product: HHIP-like 1
Exons: 10
Coding region: 355-2775 (806 amino acids)
Cellular component (GO): membrane
Source: RefSeq, a predicted model, not a curated record
AUAUGCUGAGUGUCCUGCUUCAUUAAAUCAAUUGUUAUUUUGAAUAGAUUCAUCUCCCCCCAGUCCGUGACCUGGAUUUGAACAAUACCUCCACUGUGGAAGCCUGUGGAAAAAUUCACCGGGGGUGAACUUUUAUAUACCGGGACAGCAGAUGGCUUCAGCCUGUGGUCCAGAUCGACCAUACGGCUGCCGACGCUACAGCCUGACGACAGACAGCCCAGGUUGACAGAGGACACAGCGGUUCACCACGUCAGAGGGCCAAAUAAAGCGGAUGAUUGGAGUCAGAGCAAAGUGCGCACAGGAAGCCGCUUCUGCACAACUUCUACUCUUCCAUGAUUUCCAACGCACGCCAUAAUGCGGCGAUAUUGUGGCAAAGUCCCGGGUCGGCUGUGGCUUUCGCCGAUUGGCAGCUUAUAUUUUUGGGUAUUCUGUAUCUCACCUGUAAUGCUACACCCGCAGUGUUUGGAUUUUAAGCCGCCCUUCCGACCGCUGAGGGAGCUGGAGUUUUGUGUAAUGUACAAGGAGUUUGGCUGCUGUGAUUAUCAGAAAGACCAGGAGCUGAUGACAAAAUACUAUCGGAUUAUGGAUAAUUUUGAUUAUCAUGGUUAUGCCAACUGUGCUGGGUACGUGUUGGAGCUGCUUUGCCAGGAAUGCUCACCCUAUGCAGCUCACCUCUUUGAUGCAGAGGACCCCAGCACCCCGGUCCGGACGAUCCCUGGCCUUUGUCCUGACUACUGCUCCCAGUUUUGGAAAAAGUGUAGCUCCACCAUCCCUUUCCUGUCUGAUGACCCACACAUAGACAGAGUCAGAGAAGACCAGAUACGUCUCUGUCAGUACCUGGAACUAGAGGACGUGGACUACUGCUACCCACACCUCCUCACGAACCAGAAGCUCACAAAGAGCUUGGGCCGGGUCCAGUCGGAUUCAGAUGGCUGUCUGCAGCUGUGUCUGGAAGAAGUGGCCAACGGGCUGCGUAACCCACUUGCCAUGGUGUAUGCCAAUGACGGGACACACCGGUUCUUUGUGGCGGAACAGGUGGGCUUGGUGUGGACGUACCUCCCUGACCGGUCCAGACUGGAGAGACCGUUCUUGAACAUUACCAAGGUGGUGUUAACAUCAUCAUGGGAAGGGGACGAGAGAGGCUUUCUGGGACUGACCUUUCACCCCAAGUACAAGUACAAUGGGAAGCUGUACGUGUAUUACUCAGUGGAGGUGGGUUUUGAUGAGAGGAUCAGGAUCAGUGAAUUCCAUGUGUCAGCCAACGACAUGAAUGUGGUGGAUCAUGGAUCUGAGCGGGUUAUUCUGGAGAUCGACGAACCUGCAUCCAACCACAAUGGAGGGCAGCUGUUAUUUGCUGAUGAUGGCUACUUGUACAUUUUCACAGGGGAUGGUGGAAUGGCGGGAGACCCAUUUGGGAAAUAUGGGAAUGCCCAGAACAAGUCAGCUCUUUUGGGUAAAGUUCUUCGCAUAGAUGUGGAUGACAAUGAGAGAGGCCCGUUGUACAGAAUCCCUCCAGAUAACCCCUUCAUACAUGAACGGGGAGCACGACCUGAGGUUUAUGCUUAUGGUGUCCGCAAUAUGUGGAGGUGCUCUGUGGACCGGGGCGACCCCCGGAACAAAGAGGGCAAAGGGCGAAUCUUCUGUGGGGAUGUAGGCCAGAACAAGUUUGAGGAAAUUGACAUCAUCGAGAAAGGCCGGAACUAUGGCUGGAGAGCCAAAGAGGGCUUCUCCUGCUAUGAUAAAAAGCUGUGUGCCAACAGCUCACUUGAUGAUGUCCUGCCUAUUUAUGCAUACCCUCACAAAAUGGGUAAGUCAGUGACUGGUGGCUAUGUCUACAGAGGGUGUGAAUACCCCAAUCUGAAUGGAAUGUACAUAUUUGGAGACUUCAUGAGUGGCCGUUUGAUGAGUCUGCAAGAGGACAGAAACACAGGACAAUGGAAGUACAAUGAGAUCUGUAUGGGGCUCGGUCUCACGUGCGCCUUCCCUGGACUCAUCAACAACUAUCACCAGUACAUUAUCUCCUUUGCUGAGGAUGAAGCUGGCGAGCUGUACUUCAUGUCGACUGGAAUACCAAGCGCUACGUCACCUUCAGGAGUUGUUUAUAAAGUGGUGGAUCCCUCAAGACGUGCUCCUCCGAGACAAUGUCACUAUGACCCCCUUCCUGUCAGAGUGAAAAGUAACCUCAUUGAGUUUGUUCCCCAGGAAACAUUAAUCGGUGUUGAGCUACCAAGCAAACACAAUGCUGAGCCACAACCCACAGAAUCAUACGAUUGGCUCCAAGAGCUCAUUGAUCGUCUAGGUGAACUAGGACCAGACCCGACCACCGCUUUGCCAACCACAACUACCACCAAACCACCCAGGCAUUCAAGACGAAAAAGCCGGCGCAGAAAGGGCAAACCCAGAGCAGAGAUUGUGCCUGAGCUUCAGAACGGAGCUAUAAGGCUGGUUGGGGAUGAACAAGGCAGCAGCGAUCGUGGACGGGUGGAGAUCUACGUUAACGGGGAAUGGGGUACUGUGUGUGAUGACCUGUGGACCACCAAGAAUGCUAUGGUGGUUUGUCGGCAGUUAGGCUUCCGGUACGCUCUAAAGGCAGCCAAGAACUCAGAGUUUGGAGAGGGGAAGGAUCUGCGGAUUCUUCUAGAUGAUGUCCAGUGUGAUGGGACUGAGUCCAGCCUGCUGGACUGCAGACACGCUGGCGUGGGGACACAUAACUGUGCCCAUUAUGAAGACGCCGGGGUAAUCUGUGGAAACUCAGACUACGUUGUAGGAGUCUAAAUGUCUGACUGCUAUGAAGUCAGAGAUAAUUAUCAUAGACUAAAUCUGUUGUCUUAAAAAUCCACCCGAAAUUUAACACUGUUAAAAACAGGUAUUUUCAGUGCACUCUUGGUGGAGUAUUUUACUUAUCGCCAUUAAUGAACAGACCAAAUGUAGGCAAAAUAACAUUGUGCCAAGAUAUUUCCACUAACUACAAUAGAGUUAAAUAGCACAAACGAUUUUGUGAUCUAAAACUGAUUGUCACAAUAAAAGAGGAAAGAGCAUGGCUCAAAUUUUUACAUAAAACUCGCAGGUAAAAGCAGAAAGUUCAGGAAACAAUCUAAAACAAAACUUAAAGUAGUUUAAGGAAAAUUGGAAAGACCAACAAAGUCAGUUCUGUCAUCAAAGCCUUCCAGGGGUUAUUUAUGAGAAAAACAGCUGGAAUGCAUUGAUGGUAUCUAACACUGUAAACGUAUCCAAGGGGGAGGUUCUUCCUUCAGUAAUGACUUACUUGCCAGUAAAGCACUUGUCAUUUCUCUCAGAGGUAAAUGUUUAAAAUGAGAGUUUAUUUUUUAAUUUUUACUGCAGGUUUGAAUGUUUCAUUUGAUUGUAUGGCACUAUUGCAUACGUCCUUGGCUUCUCAGUGAUUUAUGACGCUAACAAAUUUGACAGUUAUUGUCUGAAUGUCAAAUUUCCUAAUGUGUUGAAUGUUCUAUACCCACUGAAUGAAUGUAUGGCUGUAUCAUUGUCAUGUUAUCAUUAUCAUGUUAUCAUGUGAUUUCAAUAAACGCUGACUACUCUG